CAGCAGUCGUUCUUGGCGGUGACCUGACCCGUGUCUGGUCCGGAGGGAAGCAGACGCUGGACAGGGGUGUGUGUCCAGCAGGGGACUGUCAGACUUGGGGACCUGGCUGCGUCCCACUGGCUUUCUCCCUGGGCCCGCUGAUCUGGCCGUAAUCCCUUCUGCUGGAGCUGGGGUGGUGCCUCACUCGGUUCGGCCACUUGACCGGCCCCUCUGCUCUGGGUUUUGUGUGUACCCGACAGUGGUGUGUGCGUGUGUUUAAUAUCCGAGACACCGAGUCCUUUGCUCGGAAACAGGCUGAGGGCCCGCGCAGCCUUGGCUGGAAGCUCAGAAGAUACUGCUUCAGACUCUCUGAUGACUGUUAGGAGUGGAGUCUCAGAGAAUGAGAAAAGAAAUACAGUGAAAAAGGAGAAAAAUUCAAUCCAGGAUCUCUUGCCAGAGUUUCUGGGAGAAUGCUGGCAAUUCCCAGGAAGAGACGUGGAGUACUUGGGUGAGGUUGCUACACCCAAAUUGUGGUGCAGAGGCUGUGGUUGUGGAGGAUUGGACCCACAAACUUCAGAACAGAGCAGCCUUGUAAAAUGUGUGCACAGCGUGAGACCUUGGGCAAGUCGUCAGUUUCUUCAUUUGUAAAAAGUGAUUUAUGGAAAGCACCUGGCACAUGCUCUGUCAUCCAGGGACUCUGCCCUUUCCCAAAAGGGAUAUCUUGAGGAGGAGAAUAUGGCUGCUCUUCAGCAGACAGCAAAGUCCCAGAGGCUGUUUCAGGGCUUUGUGUCGUUCAAGGAUGUGGCUGUGAACUUCACUGAGGAAGAAUGGAGAGAACUGGACCCUGCGCAGAGAGUCCUGCACAGGGAGGUGAUGCUAGAGAACUAUAGGAACCUGGUUUCCUUGGAAUUUCCAUUUUCUAAACCUGAUGUCACCUCCCAAUUGGAACAAGUGGUAAAUCCACGGAUGCAGGAGGGAGCAGUGCUAAGCAGCAGCUCUACACACUUGGAGACCAGAAAGUCAAAACCAAAGAAAGUAUUUUCUGAAAAAGAAUCAUACCAGGGGAUAAAUAUGGAGAGAAGCACAGAGGCUGAUGCAAGGACCGCCAGUCUGAAAGAGGCCUGGGGAUGUACAGAGAUCAGAGAGGGUGCUCAAGAUAGACUCUGGGAAGAAGCAACAGUUACCUGCAAGAAAAGAACUAUAGCAGAUGGGAGCCCCAAAUGUGUUGAAUUUGGCAGACAUGUUAGUCUGAAGUCAGACUUUGUUAUACAACGAAGACAUUCUAAAGAAGAGAGGCUUUAUACACAUGAUGCUCAGGGAAAGAGCUUCAAACAGAAUUCAAAAUUAGCCAGACAUGAGAAAGACAGCACAAAUGAAAAAGUUCUUUGGUGUAAUGAGUGUGGUAGAAUCUUCAGCGAUUACUCAGUUUAUAUUCAACAUUGUAUAGUUCAUACUGGAGAGACAGAUUUGGAAUGUAAUCAAUAUGAGAGUGCCUUUGGUCAUGAUGUACACCACACUGAACAUCAGAAAACUAAUAUUAGAGAGAAGACUUAUGAAGAUAGAAAAGCCUGUAACUGGAACGCAUACCUUACCAAACAUCAUCAGAAUGUUCCUAGUGGGAAGGAACAUAAUGUGUGUGAAAGAGCCUUAAUUCAGAACACACCAUUUAUUCAACAUCAGAGAAUCCAGAGUGCAGAGAAACUUUAUGAUUGUAGUCAAUGUAGAAAAACUUUCAGUAAUUAUUCAGCACUUACAAUACAUCAGAGAAUUCAUACUGGGGAGAAAUCAUAUGAAUGCAAUGAAUGUGGGAAAGCCUUUAAUCACAGCUCAUCUCUUAUUCAACACCAGAGAAUCCAUACUGGAGAGAAACCCCACGAAUGUAAUAAAUGUAGUAAAGUCUUCAGUCACAAUUCAUCCCAUUUUGAACAUCAGUUUAUUCAUACUGGAGAGAAGCCCUAUGAAUGCAAUGAAUGUGGGAAAUCCUUUAGUCACAACUCUUCCCUUAUUGUCCAUCACUUUAUUCACACUGGAGAGAAACCCUAUGAAUGUAGUGAAUGUGGCAAGGUCUUUACUCAGAGCUCACACCUCUAUCAACAUCAGAGAACUCACACUGGAGAGAAACCUUAUACCUGUAAUGACUGCUGGAAAGCCUUUAGUGAUCGAUCAGCCCUUAUUCGACAUCAGAGAACUCAUACUGGAGAAAAACCCUACAAGUGUGGAGAAUGUGGUAAAGCCUUCAGUCAGAGCUCAACUCUCACAAAACAGACAAAAAUCCACACUGGAGAGAAACCCUACACCUGUAAAGAUUGUGGGAAAGCCUUCAGUCAGAGUUCAUCCCUCAUUCAACAUCAGAGGGUUCAUACUGGAGAGAAACCAUUUGAAUGUCAUGAGUGUGGGAAAGCCUUCAGUAGAAGUGCCCAUCUUACUCAGCAUCAGAGUAUUCACACAGGAGAGAAACCUUGUGAGUGUAAUGAAUGUGGCAGAGCUUUCAGGUGUAGUUCAGCCCUCAUUAGGCAUCAGAGACUUCACAGUGGAGAAUCACUCUGAAUGUGUGGAUGUAUUCAUUCAGACUCUUCACUUUGUUAAAUACCAUACUUUCAUUGGUUGUUACAGUGGUCAUACUUUUUUAUUUUGAGGGUUGAAAAUGCCCUCCCCCCACUUUCUCCUGCAAAGUAUUAGCUGCCAGAAUACCACAAAUCCAAGUGAAGAAACGCUUGAGUCUGAAAUCUGGAAUAGCCCAAGAUACUCUAAACAUCAAUCUUUGUGUGUGUGUCUGUGUGUGUGUGUGUGUGUGUCUGUGUAUUUUUAUCCAUACCUGAAAAUGUCUAGCGUCACCAUGAAGUGAUUUCAUUUUUUCCUGGCCCCAGGAAUAGGCUGUUCCAACAUGCCAAGGAAUUCCAGUUGUUCAGAAUUGAGCUCUUUGCCCCUUCUUGUGCCGAUUGGAAUAGUGCCAUGUCCAAACUAAAUAGAGAAACUCAUGGUUGAUUGUAUAUCAUAAUACCACCUUCCUAUAAAUCUUUGUCAUAAUACACAGUCAUUCCUACCCCCAGCAUCUCCCCUCCUGUGGACAGCUAUUGUCUUCUUUACCUUGUCCCAGUUUUUUGUGAUCACCCUACAGAGGCGAGAUGGACUUCCUCUCAAUUAAUAGGCCAGUUGUUGAGACUGAUGACACUUCACACGCUGAGAGAAUUUGAAAGAAAGUAUUGCUCAUACAAGGGACUUCUGAGAGCAGGGGAGGCGCAAGCCAGUCUGGAAUCGCAGGAGCAAAGAGCAGGUUGGGCCUUUUCGGUGGCUAGGGGGUGGGGCUAGAGAAGUUCCCAUGCAUGGCAGUGGUAUUCAAGCUUGCAGGAUUCAAGCUCCAGUGCCAAGAGCUCAGGAGAUACACACAGGUUUCUUUAUCUAAAGUACCAGAUGUGUGGUGGUGGGGAGGAGGGGUGGAAGCUCAAACGCUGUCAAUGGCCAGACAUCAAAAAUGGAGUCACUCUUUAUUACAGCCACUUUCUCAGAAAAUCUUUGUUCACUUACCCCAAAAUAACUUUUUAAUGGUACUGUGUUUUCUCUUAAUGAAGAAUCUAUUUUGCUUCUUUCUUUACCCUUUCCCCAAGGCUGAAAUUGUAACUAUCACUUCUCAGAAAGUAAACAUUAUUUGUCCUGGAAACUGACAGCCUUCCAUGGUAACUGAUGUUUCAUACAAUCCCAACGGAAGAGUUGGGGGAGGAUUGAGCUCACACUUUUAGAAAAUAUUUCAGGAAAAAAAUAGCCUAUGAACUUGUACCAAACUAACACUGGAUUAAAUUACUUGAGAUUGUCUGAGGAAACUUCCUGUAUAUGGCCCUAAGAAGUUUUAUGUGUUACUUAAUGAAGCCAAGUAUUAUUUUUUGGUCACACUGUGACUUUAUACAUAUAUAUGCAGAGUUCCUUCUUUCAAGUCAUCCUAAGCUUAAAUUGAUCUUACGGUCCUUUUUUAGGUUUAUGUGAAUUAUUUCCUCUUCCUUUUUUUCUUUGUUCUAGGCAUUUUUCAGUUACCCAAGAGGAUUCUUGUCUAGGAUUCUUGUCUAGGAUUAGAGUCGCAACUUUCCCAUAUCCUUCCUGAUUUAUCAGUCAGAACCUGAGAUUUCCUGCUUUAUAUUUUUCUCCCUAAAAGGGCUACUCUGAACUUUCCCUUCUCACCAGAUUUCCUACUCUUCUCUUCUAUUUAAAGCACUUACACGGUGUUAGCUACAGCUUGAAGUUCAACAGGGCUUGAGUUCAGAGCUGAGAAGCACUACUGAAGGUAGAGAAGAAAGGAUUUUUGUUCUGAAAAUUAGCUGUAAGACAAAAUACUCUGAAGGAAUGGUGAGAUCUGGAAAUAAUUUUUGAAAUACCUGAAAUCCUUAGUAACUUUUAGAAAUUGAAAAGGGGGAAAAAAAGUCAUCUGUAAGUGUCCAGCAUUAGAAUCAGACCUCUUAAAAUAAUGUUUGUUAACAACUUAGGUAACAAAGCCCUAUCACAACCAAUUGUUCUCUGGAGCCAGUUAGCUUUGGUUGUGGGUAAACCUUUGCCAUUUCUUCAGAGGCCUCAUCUAUGAUAACCUGGUUUAGAACUAAAAACUCAGGAUGGGUGUCCUUGAACAAGAGGCCUGUCCUAGAAUGGCUGGGUUGCAUGAAUUCGUGGAUUGCACUGUAGUGAAUUAGUUUAGUUCUAUUGUAGUCUAAAUAUAUUUUGGAUAUUGAAAUAUUAAAAUUUCUAGGACAUGAUGGUGACAAGAUAUUUGAAAUCAGAACAUUUCGAGAAAUUUUAUGAGUCUUGGACUUACAGAGCCUAUUUUGUUUUGUUUUGUCUUAAUCUGUGCCUUUAGUAGUAGGACCUUUGCUUUUACUCUUUUCUUGGAUCUUUCUAAGAGGAUCCUCUUAAAUACUGUCCAUACCUCUUCUCUUGUUUGAGACUAUAAUCCCUCUUCUUUUAUUACUUAACCUAAAGCUCUGUGUGUCUGUUUGGUUAAGGCAAGAUCUUGAGGAGGUGGUGGUGAAUUUUGGAGUUUGAUUUAAGGGUUUAGAUAGUACUUUUUUUUGAUAUUUUCAUCUCUUUUUGGUAGGUAAUCUGGAUUCUUCAGUUUUUAAAUCAUGUAAGUCAAAAUUUCUAAUUUAUAUGGUUAAAACUGCUUGUGCUCGACUGACUCGAGUUCAGUGAAGGGAAAAUUAAUUUACGUGUUACGUCUGAAGUUCCUCCAGGAAGCUUGGGUAGUUUUCACUUGUGAUGAACUCAUUGUAUGGUGGCCCUGGCUUGAUAUGAGGAUGGCAGGAAGAGAUUUUUGUUGACUCAAGUGGGGCUUUCUGGCUUUUCUGAGGGGGCAUUAAUACCUUUAAGGUUUUUGUUUGUUUAAAUUGAGAGGCAGUUGUCACAUUACCAGUCUUUUCUAUUUGCAAGUUAGUCUCUUUAGGACCCAUCACGAAGCAUCACCUCCUCCCUGACAUUUUCAUUCACCACCAUAGUUGAAAAUAAUCUCCUUCUCUGAAAACCUGUGCCACUCAUUAUUUAUAUCCCUCAUCUAUGCUAAUAAAACAUAUUUUUAGUUUGAUCUUAAUAACUGGCUUUAUCCCCAACUUUAAUACAGUUCUCCCCAUGAAGAAAGUAUCUUGUUUAGGUCUUUUGUUGUUGAUUUUAAACAAAACAAUAUUUGCAU
Messenger RNA from Diceros bicornis minor, 5641 nucleotides. RefSeq names its product zinc finger protein 879-like. The transcript has 7 exons. The record is from RefSeq and is a predicted model, not a curated record. Gene Ontology annotation, molecular function: DNA-binding transcription repressor activity, RNA polymerase II-specific. Lineage: Eukaryota; Metazoa; Chordata; Mammalia; Perissodactyla; Rhinocerotidae. Bases 715 to 2526 code for a protein of 603 amino acids. Gene Ontology annotation, biological process: negative regulation of transcription by RNA polymerase II.